ACAUGCCACUACUCAAAUACCUCCAUAUCCAUUCUCCCAAACCCACUCCUUUUGAACUUGCUUUACUUUCAUAUUCAUCAUCAUCACUUGGAAAAAACACAAAUCUUUAUACUAUAUAGUUCCACGCCUAUGCUCUUUAAAACUUGUUGCUCUUUCUUCCUUGUUACAACACAUCACAUACUACCUAUAUAGUACCAUUGUUCUUCGGACACACAUAUAUAUUUGAUUUCUGUUUAGUUUCAUCAGUCUAUCAUGACCGAGUCGUUCGAUGAAGAGUGUGAUUAUCUCUUCAAGGCUGUCCUCAUAGGGGACUCGGCAGUCGGGAAGUCGAACCUCCUCUCGAGGUUCGCCAAGAACGAGUUCUGCUUAGAGUCGAAGCCAACCAUUGGAGUUGAGUUUGCGUACCGGAAUAUUAGGGUGGGGGAUAAGCUCAUCAAGGCUCAGAUAUGGGACACCGCCGGCCAAGAACGGUUCCGAGCCAUCACGAGUUCGUACUACCGCGGAGCGCUGGGCGCCCUACUGGUGUACGACAUAACAAGGAAGUCUACGUUCGAGAGUCUGAAAAAGUGGUUGAAGGAGGUGAGGGAGUUCGGCAGCCGGGAGCUGGUGGUGGUGCUCGUCGGGAAUAAGUCGGAUUUAGCCCAAUACAGAGAGGUGAAUUUAGAGGAUGGGCGGAGCUUGGCUCAGCUGGAAGACCUCUCCUUCAUGGAAACAUCAGCUAAGGAGAAUUUGAAUGUUGAAGAGGCAUUUCUGCAGAUGAUCACUAGGAUUUAUCAACUCAGUUGUCACAAAAGCAUGGAAGCUAAGACAAGUGAUGCAGCGGCCUCAUCAACUGUUCAAACAGUACUGCAGGGGAAGAAGGAAAUCUUGUGUAUUGAUGAAGUUUCUGCCACGAAACAAACUAGUCAUUGUUGCUCGUAUUGAUGAACUGAUUUUAUGAUACUAGACUUGAAAUCGGUUAAUUAACAUUCAUCAUAAUUUUACUAUAAUCAGAUUAUUUGUUAUAAUUUUUAGACAUAAUUAA
Sesamum indicum (sesame) is the source of this 1024-nucleotide messenger RNA. RefSeq names its product ras-related protein RABA6a. Gene Ontology annotation, molecular function: GTP binding; GTPase activity. NCBI's taxonomy places the organism in Eukaryota, Viridiplantae, Streptophyta, Magnoliopsida, Lamiales, Pedaliaceae. The record is from RefSeq and is a predicted model, not a curated record.